Rhopalosiphum padi (bird cherry-oat aphid) is the source of this 1644-nucleotide messenger RNA. RefSeq names its product general transcription factor II-I repeat domain-containing protein 2A-like. Bases 1 to 1644 code for a protein of 547 amino acids. The transcript has 6 exons. The record is from RefSeq and is a predicted model, not a curated record. Lineage: Eukaryota; Metazoa; Arthropoda; Insecta; Hemiptera; Aphididae. Gene Ontology annotation, molecular function: protein dimerization activity.
AUGCAUUGUAGGGUUAAGAAGCAAAUAAAUUCUUACGAUAAAGAAAAUGGUACAAAAUUAACAUUCGAUAUUUCAGUUGACCAUAAUGAUUUUAGAUCAUACAUAAGAUGUAAUGGUAUAAUUAUGUUUAAUAUGGUUAAUGGGAUAGCACCUAUAUUAGGAUUUGAAAAACGAGACUAUCCUCCGGAAAAAGCUGUUUGCCUUGUGUGUCGUGAAACGGUUUCAGUUUUUAAAGAAUUUAAUAUCAAACGACAUUAUGAAACAAAACAUGAAGCAAAAUUCGGCAAUUUAAAAGGAGAAUUACGUGUUACUAAGUUAGAAGCAUUCAAAAAAGAUAUCCACACCCAAAAUGUUUCAAAUUUAUUUAAAAAACAAAAUUCAACUAAAACAAAUGUUGUACAAGCGAGCUAUAAAGUAGCGAAUUUGAUAGCUAGUGAAACUAAACCUGUACGUGUUGAAAAUAUAGGGAAUAACAUACUUACACAGCUACAGAACAAAGCACGAGAUUUCAAAUAUUUUUCGCUAGCACUGGAUGAGAGUACCGAUAUCACCGAUACUGCCCAGCUGCUAAUAAUUAUUCGUGGCAUUGAUAUUAAUUUUAAUAUAACAGAGGAGUUGGCUUCUUUAAAAAGUAUGCAUUAUCGAACAACAGGGGCUGAUAUAUUUGAAAAAGUAGAUCUUUGUCUUCAAGAUCUUAAGCUUGAUUGGAAAAAUCUAAGUUGCAUAACAACAGAUGGCGCUCCAAAUAUGAGAGGAGAGAAUAUUGGUUUUGUUGAUUCACUGUAUUAUUCAUCAGCAGGCUCUCUGUGGAAAAGUUAUAGGUCUCAUGGCCUUACUCAUAGACAGUUUCAAAGUUUUCUUCUCGAAAUAGAAGCUGAGUACAAUGACGUGGUGUAUCAAAAUCACGUUCGAUGGCUAAGCAGAGGAAAGGUUUUGAAACGAUUUUUUGAUCUACGAAAAGAAAUUGAAAUGUUCAUGAUCGACAAAGGAAAACAAAUUUUAGAACUUAAAGAUGAUAAUUGGUUGUGGGAUUUAGCUUUUCUUACAGACGUAACAACACAUUUAAAUAUUUUAAAUCUUAAAUUACAAGGACCUGGAAAAUUCAUAUUUGACAUUGAUUUCAGUCAUUUUGAGAACUGUCAAAUAUUUAAGAAUAACACAAAAUCAUUAUGUUCAACAAAUCGAUUUGUAUGUAUGUUAAACAAAUUGCAAACCGAUAUUUCAUCUCGAUUUUCAGAUGUUAAAUUACACGAAAAAUCGUUGCGUUUAUUUGAAAAUCCAUUCAAUAUUGAUGAAAUUGAUGUCGAUACUUCUUUUCAACUUGAACUUAUCGAGUUAAAAACAAAUUCAUUUUACUAUGAUGAAUUUCAAACAAUGAAAAAAAAUGAUAUUUUAAAAUUUUAUUCAACGCUUUCACACGAAGAUUUCCCUGCUUUGAGAGACAUUAUGAUGAAAAUGGCAACUGUAUUUGGCUCGACGUAUAUAUGUGAACAAAUAUUUUCACGGAUGAAACAAACAAAAUCAGUUCAUAGAUCGCGACUUACGGAUGAACACCUUCAUUCAAUUUUGAGGAUUGGAACAACUAAAUUCCAACCAGAUUUUUCAUUAUUAGUCAAAGAAACACAAGUUCAAAUUUCACAUUAA